Hirundo rustica (Barn swallow) is the source of this 2627-nucleotide messenger RNA. RefSeq names its product zinc finger DHHC-type palmitoyltransferase 16 (gene ZDHHC16). Gene Ontology annotation, cellular component: Golgi apparatus. Bases 859 to 2058 code for a protein of 399 amino acids. NCBI's taxonomy places the organism in Eukaryota, Metazoa, Chordata, Aves, Passeriformes, Hirundinidae. The transcript has 10 exons. The record is from RefSeq and is a predicted model, not a curated record. Gene Ontology annotation, biological process: protein palmitoylation. Gene Ontology annotation, molecular function: palmitoyltransferase activity.
CCUUGGUGCUGUGGGGCUGGGUGCCACUGAACCCGGGGAGCCGGGCGCUGUGGAGCCACCGGAGGGUGCCACAGGGCUGCGCCUGGGUGCCUGGACCUGGCGGGGGAAGGCCUCGCCUUUGCCGGGGUGGGGCCAAAUCCAAGGUUCCCCACCCCUCGGCUGUGAUGCUGCCGGUGCUCAUAUCUGUGCUGGUGGUUGCUGUCCCAUUCCCAUGGGCUCGGUGCCCCGCUGGCCCGUGGGGACGGCCAUGGGCAGGGUCAGGGAUGGAUCCCAGUGCCCAGCUGGGCAGGGGAAAGUUGCGUGGCUCUGCCGGAGCCUCAUCUCUGUGGUUGUGCUGCUGUCUUCAGGCAGGUGACUGGGGAGAGUGUGUCUUGCUCUGGAGCAGGCUGGCUGCCUCCCCAGUGGUUCCCUGCCUAACAGCUGCCGCUGUUGUAGGCACUCCUUGUGUGGAUUCCCCUGUUCCUGAACAUGUUGGGAAGGCUGAAAUCAUCCCUGGAAAUGGCCCAGCAUCCUGGAUGCUCACACCUUCUCUGGUUUCCUCUGAGUCAGACUCACCGUGUCACUCCCCCGGCCCCCUCCCCGCUGGGAAAGACGAGAUGGGACCAGAGAGCACCUGAGCUCAGGUGCUGAGGGGUCUGUGACCCCUUCUCCGUGCAAAGAGACCUCCCGGCGACGGCAGCCCCGCAGCCUCCAGGAGCCCGGGCUCGGCUUCUCCACCUCGGCAUCCUUGUCAGUUCAGGGAGCUGCACCACCGGCAUCAGCACAUCAGGGAGGGGAAACCCCUCCCGAGGGACAGCCAGGCGGCAGGGUGGCCUGCCCACGCCGAGCUCCUGUCCCCCCAGGCGUGGUGUGGCAGGGAUGAGGAGCCGGCAGCGGAUGUUUGCCGCGGUGAUGCGCCUGCUCCUCAAGUGCCUGCGGCUGGGCCGGCGGCGUCGGUUCAAGCUGGUGCGGCAGGUGGAGCAGCUGUGGCACUACGGACACCUCUGCCUCCGCUCCCUGCUCUACAACUCCUUUACCAACGGCGAUGUGGUGCUUGACUCUCUCUUCGAGCCGGUCUACUGGCUGGUGGACCAUGUCACCCGAUGGUUUGGUGUGGUGUUUGUGGCGCUGGUGAUUGGGCUGACGAGCUCUAUUGUGGCCAUUGUGUACAUCUGCCUGCUGCCCCUCAUCCUGCAGACCUACACACCUGCCUGGAUAUGCUGGCAUCUCGCCUAUGGACACUGGAACCUCAUCAUGAUUGUCUUCCACUACUACAUGGCUAUCACCACUUCACCUGGGCACCCACCACAGGCCAAGAAUGACCUCACUGGUGUGUCCAUCUGCAGGAAAUGCAUUGCCCCUAAGCCAGCUCGCACCCACCACUGCAGCAUCUGCAACAGGUGUGUGCUGAAGAUGGACCACCACUGCCCCUGGCUAAACAACUGUGUGGGACACUACAACCACCGCUACUUCUUCUCCUUCUGCUUGUUCAUGACCAUGGGCUGUAUUUACUGCAGCAUCAGCGGCUGGGAGAUGUUCCGGGAUGCCUAUGCAGCCAUUGAGAGAAUGAAACUGCUUGAGAAGGAGAGACUGCAGGUGGCUGCCAACCAGACAUACUACCAGACCCCACCACCCACCUUCUCCUUUCGCCAGCGAGCUUUCCACAAGAGUGUGGUCUACCUCUGGGUCCUGUGCAGCUCGGUUGCACUGGCUCUGGGUGCCCUCACGCUGUGGCAUGCUGCCCUCAUUACCCGCGGGGAAACGAGCAUCGAACGGCACAUCAACAGAAAGGAGAGGCAGAGACUGCAGAAGAAAGGCAAGGUGAGCAUAGCCCACGGCAUGGGGGCUGGCUGGGGCAGAACGAGAUGUGAUGUGCCUCUCUCUGUCCUGCAGGUCUUCAGAAACCCCUACAGUUACGGCAGCUGGGAUAACUGGAAGGUGUUCCUGGGUGUGGAUGUGCCAAGGCACUGGCUCACUCGUGUCCUGCUGCCCUCUCCUCACCUGCCCCACGGGACAGGCCUGAGCUGGGACCUGCCUCCCUGUGUGACGGAGCAACGCGCGCCACUCCUGGCCAUCUGAGGCCCUGUGCUCUGGACAUCCUUUCCCACGGGCAGGGGAGUGCAUGGGAAACCUGUUCUGCUGCUGCUGCUUCCUUUGGCCAAAGUGCCUGGCAGGAGGCUGGCAUGUAUCGCUGACUGGAGCCAGAGCCAUGGGAAACUCUGUGGACAGUGUUGGUGCCUGGAUGCCUGCCCUCAGGCAGCCCAGGGGCAAGGUGGCAGAGCUGCUGCUCCCUGCUCCAGCUGAUGGUGCUGCCCCUCAGCACAGGUAUGGGCCAGCACUGGCCCAGCUCAGCUCCCUGAAGGGCUGGGCGUAGAGGAUGGCACUUCCACCCCCAAGUGCACCCAGGGGAGUCUUUUUAAGACUAUCUACUAAAUACUGUGUUUUUUUAAGGGAGUCUGUUUUUGUUAUCUUGUGAGGGACAUGGACUUGUGGGGAUGGGAGAAGAGGGACCACAAUGUUAAAAGGGGAAGAAGGGCCUAUAACCAGCAUACACAAAAGCACUGAGGACUGAGCCUGAGCUGCAUGGAGACCCUCAGAGCAUUAUCAAAACAGAUAUAUUUAUUCUUCUGGCACAUGGGUUGUCACAC